This is a messenger RNA of Helicoverpa zea (corn earworm), 6496 nucleotides long. RefSeq names its product poly(rC)-binding protein 3 (gene mub). Gene Ontology annotation, biological process: regulation of gene expression; regulation of RNA metabolic process. Gene Ontology annotation, molecular function: mRNA binding. Gene Ontology annotation, cellular component: nucleus; cytoplasm. Lineage: Eukaryota; Metazoa; Arthropoda; Insecta; Lepidoptera; Noctuidae. The transcript has 11 exons. The coding region runs from base 294 to 1403 and encodes 369 amino acids. The record is from RefSeq and is a predicted model, not a curated record.
ACAAGCUUCACACCGACGCGUCACCGUCGGGUUUUAUUUUAAUUUUAUAAUUAUAAGUGACAAAGAAAAUUGUGAUAAGUGUGAUUUUUAUACACAUCUUGGUGAUAAUAUUAGUGUUAAGAUUUGUUAAGUUAUUGUUGCAACGUGGAAAACAAACGAGCUUACCCUGCCUGCAGUGCGUGCCACGAGCCCCAGAGUCCCAGCCAUUAGAUUGAGUGGAGUGUCCCCUGUGCCCACACGUAGCCCUGUACGCAGCCAAAAUUCCACGAGACACCACGGACACCUCCUCCAGCAUGGAACUGGAGAAAGCCCCCACUCUUCACGAGGAAGACUCCAAAGUUACCCUCACUAUCAGACUGAUCAUGCAGGGGAAGGAAGUUGGCAGUAUUAUUGGCAAAAAAGGAGAGAUUGUUAAAAGGUUCAGAGAAGAGUCUGGAGCAAAAAUCAACAUAUCCGAUGGAUCGUGCCCAGAGCGUAUUGUCACCGUCACGGGCAACACAAGUGCUAUAUUCAAAGCGUUCACACUCAUAUGCAAAAAGUUCGAAGAGUGGUGCUCUCAGUUCAACGAGGGCGGCGGCGGCGGGUCCCGCGCGCCCAUCACGCUGCGCCUCAUCGUGCCCGCCUCGCAGUGCGGCUCGCUCAUCGGCAAGGGCGGCUCCAAGAUCAAGGAGAUCCGCGACGUCACCGGUGCUAACAUACAGGUUGCAAGUGAAAUGCUACCAAACUCAACAGAGCGAGCGGUGACAAUCAGCGGGACCUGCGACGCUAUCACACAAUGCAUUUAUCACAUCUGCUGUGUUAUGCUAGAGAGCCCACCGAAAGGUGCCACAAUUCCAUACAGACCAAAGCCAAAUGUUGCCGGACCAGUCAUAUUAGCCGGAGGACAAGCGUACACAAUCCAGGGCAACUAUGCUGUACCUGCACAAGAUAUGGGAGGUUUGGCUAAGUCACCGCUAGCGGGCCUAGCCGCGCUAGGUUUGGGCGGCCUAGGCCCCGCCAACGCUGCCGGAUUAAAUCCUGCAGGUAAACAGAGCCUAACGCUGGCGGCUCUAGCAGGGUCACAGCUGCGCACGUCGAAUCAGUCACGGAACCAGCCCGCCACCAACCAACAGUCGCAUGAAAUGACCGUACCCAAUGAACUCAUAGGAUGCAUUAUUGGCAAGGGUGGCACCAAAAUCGCUGAAAUCCGACAAAUCUCCGGCGCCAUGAUCCGAAUAUCGAACUGCGAGGAGCGCGAAGGUGGCAGCACUGACCGAACCAUCACCAUCUCCGGCAACCCUGACUCCGUUGCCCUGGCCCAGUACCUCAUCAACAUGAGGAUCACGAUGGAGACGGCGGGGCUGCCGCUGCCGGGCUACCACUACAUCGCCCCGAACCACAUCGUGAAGGCACCGAUCCAUUGAAUGGGGCUCCGCGGCCAGAAUUCCGGCGUUGCGUACAAACUGUACAACACUGAACGCACCAUUCUGAUGCAGCCGCAAUACGGGACUCUGGCUCCGAUAUAUUUCUUCAAAUGAACGUGACCAAAACAAUCUCUCUAAAACGAGGUGACGCUAUUGGCAAGACAUUAGAUCCACGCUGAAUGUAUGUUUACAUUUGUUACGAGUUUAUAAGUAUUUUAGAUAUUCUUAUAUUUAUUCUCCACUGUAUUUGAUUGAUUGGAGCAGAACAUGUCAGCGAUUUAUAUAUCAAUAAGACCUGGGGAAGGGGUUUGAAAAAUAAUAAUUAUUAUAAAAAAACAUACGACUGACAUUUUAAAAUUUUUGCUAAUCCGUGAACAGUGAACACUUUAACUUCACAAAACACUUAUUUUAAAUAGUUAAAUAUUUAUAAUGAUUUGUCUCGUUCACUGAUCACGGCUUAUGAAUUUAUAACAAAGUGUGCAACAGGAGUUAGCUAAGCUGAUCGAAUUUACUAUGGAUUUAAGCGGUUGAGUAUAUCAAUUGUCUAUUGGAUUUAUUUUCCAUUAUGAUCAGUACCGACCACAAGUAAUAAUGUUCAAAGUAAGUUUAAUCGAGUGUCGGCGUACAUUAGAUAGGCGUAGAUGCGUUACAAUCGACCUCGGACCCGCUGACGUAGCGUAGUGUUAGAUUAGCGAACAGAGUGAGAGGGUUUAAAGACAAUAUUUGUAAAUAAAAUAAUCGUAAUUACCUGGAAAUUAGGUGUUACAGUAAUAGUUGCGGCGCAGGAGCGGCGCGGCUGCACGAAACCGAUGGGAUCAAAUCCUUUAAGAAACUUACUUUAAACGAAGACAGAGGAGAAGAUAACAUUUCAGUAUAUCAUUUAAAAUCGUCUAAGAUCACAAAAAAAGACGUUAGGUAUAAAAAUAGUGUUGCUAAAUGUGAUAGUCUUCUAAUUUAUUUUACAUUUGAACUAUUAAGAUCUCUAACGUAUACACAAUGUGUAGGAUACAUCGGCUACUGGAAAUUUUAAGUCGAAUAAUUAAUAUUGGUCUAGGGAUCAAAGCCAAAGAUUGUUAAAGUUUGUUUAACAUUAAUAAUGUUGCGGAUUUAUGCUAAAUUAUUCUGAGAGUAGUUAAUGUUUAGUAAUGUAAUGUAGAACGGUUUAUUUGAAUUAUUUUAUCACCCUCUCCAGACUGCUCAUUGUAUUUAGUCUUAGAUCAAAUAUAGUCCUGUGGUAAUCAAAUAUUUCCAAAAAAAAGUAAAAAAAAACACUUAGGUAUAAUGUAGGGUAAGAUAACUAUAGGACCACUGGUAUUAAAGAAAGCUUUUCGGUGAAAUUACAUUAUAUUUGCUUAAAAGUUGAAGAGUGCCAAGUCGCCACGAAUACCGAGUGCCAAAUAUUGAAUUUCAACUUUUGUAUUAAUGCGUGUAAAGUGCGCAUGUCUUAAACAUGAUAUAUGGUAACAUAACAAUACAAGUAUCAAGUUAUAGGGAGUUCGUAAGCGAGCUGUAUUAUCCACUUCUUAUUAAUUUUGCACCCUAGUUGUAAGACUAUGCGAUUAGACUUAAUAUUCUCGAAACAUAUCCCAAUAACAUAUUUCCCAAGUCUUCCCCUUGCAGUAUUCAGUAAUGAAUGAUUGUGCCAAAGUUGUGUCUAAAUUUAUUGUUUAAUGUGACGUCGAUAGUAUUGAAAAUUAGUUUUAUUUCGUUGAAAUCGUCGGUCGAUAUGCUAGUCAAAUUGUUCUGAAAGUAGAAAAAAUUAAGAAAUUCUAUAUGCUAGUCAAAAUUUUGUUUUUCUAUCGAUGUAUUUGCGUUAUGUGAAAUUAUUGAAAGUUUAUUUUAUUUUUGUUUACACCUCUCUCAAAGUUUUAACUAUUUUUGUGUGCUUAAAUUAACGUAGCAAUAAAAUUUUGAUAAAAUCAAUUAUUUAUAGUCUAUUAAAUUGCAAUUAAGACAAUGUAUAGAGCUUCGUAAAGUAAGUACACACAGGUUAAAUAGAAUUAAUCUAUAGAUAUAAAUUUGUGAAAAGAUAAUUUUGAAAAAAAAAAUAGUAAUUUACUAAAGAGAAGAGAUUUCAUAGCUGUGAUUAACGUUGGGGUUGCACUUUUGUGCUCGAGCUACGUCAGGAAGUGGAUCGCGCGGACAGUGAUGACGCAGGCAGUAGACUUAGUGCACGCUUGUAGCAGCACUCGCCGUCACACCUUUUGUAUCUAACAUUACAAAGGUAAUUGUAACGCAAAUACUUUCUGAUAAAGAAGUAUCAAUACAUCGGUGUUGUCAAUGAUAUUAAUACAUUUUAGGACAAUGCAAUUUUAAAUUAUUAGUGAAUAAAUAAUAAUUAGUGAUAAUUUUUCAUUAUAUCCUCGUAUUAUUACGUUCAGUUGUAAUUUAUAGUAAUCACAGCAAUCGAUAUAAUCUUUAUUAUACUCAUUAUAUAAUUAUAGCAAUUAUUAUGAUUCGUAUUGUUAUUGUUAUUUUGAUUUGCUCAAUUUUGUCAAUGUUGAUGUAAGCUAGGCUGCGAAAUGACGUUUAGUUUGUUUUCUGUUGUUCGAUAAGCAAUAUUAUAAUUUAGUGUGCUAUGCACAUCGUACUCGUGUACGAAUUAAGUAAACCUUAUAUUACAUAAAUAUUACUUAAUUUUAGUCGCACCAAAAUAUGCUAUAGGCAAGAUACGUAACUCGUUAAGUUACUAAUGUAUAAAUAAUCACUUACUACUUAAUUACACUUAAUUUUGUUACUCUUCAAUCAAUCUAUGUUUUCUUUUUAUUCUGUCUAUUGCGUAUCGUGCUCUAUAACAUAUUUGAUAAUUAAUUUUAACAUGCGGUUAUAUUGUCGAUGGUUUUAUUGGAUUGGAGUUUUCGAAUACAGGAAUGUUAAUUUAGGUAAUGUUGAGAAUAGUAUUACAGUGCCAUCAGAAGUGUAAGAGAUUAAGUAAGCAGAGCUAGGGAACUCAAUCUUACUAUGCCGAGUACUCAUAACGCAAAUGUUCUACACAGUGCAAGAUUGCGUUCAAUGACAAUUAAAAUAAUAAUUAUUUACUGUAUAAUCAGAUAUCAGUUUUAUCCUCGUUAUUUGUAUGUUUCAAAUGUUCUUAAUAUAUUUAAGACACUAAACUAAAAGUUAGUGCCUUUUGUUCUUAGAUUUUCUUGAAAUUAUUUUAAUCUGUAAGUUGUACGAUUGUGGACUUCAUUUGGAUCGUGUUAUGAAUUAUAUAGCCUUUAUUGACAGGGUCAGACAGCGCUGUAUAAUAGUGUAAUUACAUUCAAUCUUAGCAAAUAUUGAUUAAUGUAAUAGUGAAUUACUUUACAAUUUUCGUGUUAGCACAUGUAUUUGAAGUUCUUAUUGCACCGUUUUUGAGAAUCCCUUGGAUUUUACGGUUAAUAAUAUUAAAAUUUGACAUAACUACAUUCUAUAAUUAAAUAUUUUGGAUAAAUUCUUACCAUAAAACCACAUCGUUCUCAAGUUUACUGGUGACAUAUUAUGACAAACAUAAUACAUAAACAAUAUUUUGCUAUGGUAUGAUAAACAUAUAAUCCAUAUUAUACAGGUUCGACACGAUUGGGUAAAAUGGUUGUGUAAAUUAUCAUGCAUAUUUACGAUAUCCAACAAUAAUUAUAUUCGCUUGAUCCCGUUAAGUACACUACGAUUUUAUUAGACAAAAUAUUCAUCUUUUAAUACUACACUUUCGUAGUGAACAGGGUAACAUGAUACAGAGACAUUUCAUCAUAUCUUCACCUACACAGCUUUAUAGUUCAAUUGAAUGUAUUCCGACUAUCUAAGAAGGUAUUUUUAUCCAAGAAUUAAAUCUUCUAUAAAUAAUGAAGUAUGCGCUCUGCUGGUACUAAAGGUACGGCGAACCGUGCUGUAUGAAAUUGAUGAUAUUGAAUAAUAUUGGUAAGGCGUAUUCUACAAAGUAUACGAACAUACUAGUUGUGUGUAUACAAAUUAAAAUGUAGAUCCGCCAUCUUAUUUUCUGUCAUAUUGUGAAUGUGCGUAGGCUAUUAAUUUCACAGUUUCGAAACCUGUUUAGUAUUAAAGUUAAUAGUAAUUAUUGACUGAGUAUAGUUAAGAAUUGUAAUAUCAAAAAACAACAAAAAUAUCUGAUGUUUUUGUUUCACUGCUGUUACAGUAAGCAUUUAAUUUUUGUAUUCAUUAUAAUUAGUAAACAUUAAAAAGUCUUGUUCUACAAAUGUUAUUUGGAUAUAAACGUGUAGACUUUAUUGGUUUUAAUCAAUGACAUAAAUAUACUGACAUUUAAGUUUUGGAAGAUGAGUGAAAAUGUGUGUAGGUAUUGUGAUCUCUAAUGCGGCUAAUUGUCUAGUCAAACUAAUGUAAUGUUAUUGAGUCUGCUGCGGCAGCUAUUCUUCAAUGUUGAUAUAUUUAUGGCGCUGACUGCCACUAACAUCAUAAUAUGCCAUGCAAUAAUACCCGGUACCUAAUUAAAAGUUAGAUGUAACUAGAAACAAUUUAUGUACAUUGGAAACACAAGUGUCGGGCGACAUUGCGGUAUUUUCUAGUGAAGUGCGCUUGCGUGGGAAUAACAAUGCUUCCCUGUAGAAAUCAAUUCUAUUGAUUGGAUUUCUCAGGUCUUCAAUAACAUUGAUACGAGCAGCAGGCCGCUGGACACGAGGCGUAGGUCCCCGGCUGUAGUCGAGGACAGUGACGAGUUGUUGAGAGUGAGAGCUUAUCUUAGUAAUAAAUUGGUUGUGCGGAUAAUUCACGUAGCGUUCGUUUGCCCGGAUGUCGCCGAGAAUAUAUAGGAAUGUGCAUUGUAUAAUAAUAAAGGAUAACUUGCACAUAUUUUUAUCAAAUCUGAUAAAUAGUUUAUUCUUUACUGCUUCUAAAUGUACUGCAGAUGCAAGAUGUCGUGUAAUCUAUAUUAUGUUCUCACACACUCUAGAUGUUCACAUGUCAUAUCUUUCGAAUAUCACUGUAAUUAUCUACAUAUCUAAUCGUUUUGUGUAUUGAAUUGAUUAAAUGUUAUGAAUAUAAAUGUUGUACUCACGGUUACAGUAUACUGUCAUGAGGUUCAUUUCAAUAUGAUAUUAAUGUUUGUUUUCAUUAUGUUAAUUCAAUAAAGUGUGUAAAUAAAA